This is a messenger RNA of Closterium sp. Naga37s-1, 936 nucleotides long. Lineage: Eukaryota; Viridiplantae; Streptophyta; Zygnematophyceae; Desmidiales; Closteriaceae. The record is from the annotation of a GenBank genome assembly.
AUGGUUCGCUUUGCUGAUGUUGGGUGUGGCUUCGGUGGGCUGCUAGGUGCGUUGGUGACUGCUGCUGUUGGGCGUGCAUGCUGGUCUCACCACUGCAUGCAUCUUCGCCCGCUUCUCCUUUGCUCCUCCCUCCUGCCUCUCUCUGCCACGUGGCAACUUGGCAAGUGCAGCUCUCCUCUCCUCCGCCGUCGCCUCAUCAUCCAUCUCACUGCAACUUCAGUGAAGCUGUCUCCCAUGUUUCCAGAUACACUCAUGGUUGGAUUCGAGCUACGUGACAAAGUGAGCGAGUAUGUGAAGGAUCGCAUUCUGGCUCUUCGACAGCAGCACCCCUCCCAGUACACCAACAUCUCGCUGAUCCGCACCAACGCCAUGAAAUACCUCCCCAACUACUUCAAUAAGGCACAGGCAGCUGACAAAGAUAUUGUCUCCCACCUUGUCGUCUUGACUUGCUUUGCCGUACCAUCCCUGUCCUCCUCACCCGUCUCCUUCGCCACUCCCCCUCCAUCCUCACGGCCUUUCAUUCCUCACCCUCUCCCCUGCUUCUCUCCUGCAGCUGACCAAGAUCUCACCAAGAUGUUCUUCCUCUUCCCCGAUCCGCACUUCAAGGAGAAGAACCACCGCCGUCGAAUCAUCACGAUGGCUCUUCUGGCGGAGUAUGCAUAUGUGCUCGCUCCAGGAGGCAUCCGCUACAGCAUCAUGGAUGUGGAGGAACUGGGCAUGUGGAUGGCCGUUCGAGUCGACUCAGAAGUUACCUCUGUGCCACUCCCCACAUCCCCCCUCCUCCCUCUCCCCCCUGUCAUGCGAGCAGGCAUAUUGUACAGCAUCACAGACGUGGAGGAGCUGGGCACGUGGAUGGACGACCACCUGGCUGCACACCCACUCUUCCACAAGCUCACUGCCGCCCAGAUGGUGAGCUCACUGCCGCCCAGAUGGUGA